AUGGAUUUUCAUCGUCACAACAUUCCUAUGUUUCCAUCACUGCCAAAUGUAUUAACUGGUAUUCAACAACCAAAUGCACCAAUUUGGUCUGCUGAUGAAACUAUUUUAUUAGAACAACAAAUGGCAACAAUUGAUCCAUCUGAAGAUGAGCUCAGAACAGUAUUAAUGAUUGCUCCAUGGUUUCCUCACAAGUCUAUUCAACAAAUUUCAUUAAGAAUGAAAUGGAUUCGCUCACGAACAAAUCAAAGCUGGGAUGAUUUUUGUAAAUCAAAUGAAAAGAAUCCACAAAAAAGUUGUACAGGAAUAAAUAUGAGUGAAACUUCUCCAAAUGAAUGUUCUUCAGGAUGGUCAUCUUCUUAUUCAUCAAAUCAUUCUUCUCCAAAACCACCACAAGAGUCACCAUUUAGAAAAUCAUUUAGAACAAGUAAAUCAGAAGAUUAUGUUCGUUCACAACUCCAAAGAGGAUUAAGUCAACCACAAUCAACAUUUCUUGCAAAAUCAAUGUAUACACCACUUUCAAGUAAGAAAGAACCACAAAAACAUGAACAAGAAAAUUAUGAUAUUUCAACAUUACUUAAUAACAAUGAAGAAAUAUUAAAACGUAUUGAACAAAAUUUAAAAUAUGAAGACGAAUUUGCAAAAUAUAGUAAAAAUGAUAUUACUCAAUUCUGUGUAAAUUUAAGACUUCUUCUUGGUUUAACUGACUCAACAGCAAAACCAAAUAAACUUCCAUUUAUGCCAAUGAUAUUAAAUAUAUCACCAGAUAUUGUUACUAUUCCUCAAGAAACACAAAACCAAAUUCAACAACACAAUUUAUCAUCUCAUAUGUAA
Messenger RNA from Entamoeba nuttalli P19, 831 nucleotides. RefSeq lists its product as hypothetical. The record is from RefSeq and is a predicted model, not a curated record. The transcript is spliced from 3 exons. The coding region runs from base 1 to 831 and encodes 276 amino acids. Lineage: Eukaryota; Evosea; Mastigamoebida; Endamoebidae.